Phascolarctos cinereus (koala) is the source of this 5158-nucleotide messenger RNA. NCBI's taxonomy places the organism in Eukaryota, Metazoa, Chordata, Mammalia, Diprotodontia, Phascolarctidae. The record is from RefSeq and is a predicted model, not a curated record.
UUUUUCCCUAUUUCUGUCCGUGUCUCCAGACAUCUCUUUCUCUCUGUCUUCCCUUCUUUGUCUCUACACGUCCUCCCAUCUCACCUGCUUCUCAGUUUUUGUCUGGGUCACUCCAGUGGGCAGGGAGGGCUGUGGAUGGGGAUGUGCCUGGCUCUCCUGUCUCAGGCUAGUGAUGGAGCAUGGGGGUGGGGGGGAAGAUGUAUCUCUCCCACUCUCUAUAGCUCCCUCCCCCAACUAAAAAGGCAUCAGAAGCUAAGGGGGAGUAGAAGGGAGAGAGGUUUUGUCUGCCAGACAGGGUGCCUUUGGAGGGAGAAAAGGGGAUUUUAUGGUGCCAAGCCUUGCUGCAGCCAUGCCUCCUGCCCUGUUCCUGUGUCCCCUCUUCCUGGCCUCUGCCCUCGGCCCAACCCUGGCUGUGGCCCACCUGCCCAACAGCACCAGCUUGGCAGCCACAGGCCCCCUCCCAGCCCUGUUGGCCCACCUGCGCCGGCUGACAGGGGCCAUGACAGGGAGCGGCGGUGGCGGGCUGACCAAUGGGACCUCGGGGGGCAGUAGUGGAGGGCAGGCAGCUCGGGCCCCCCUGCCUGCAGAGCUGUGCCACGGCUACUAUGAUGUCAUGGGCCAGUACGAUGCCACCUUCAACUGCAGCACUGGCUCCUUCCGCUUCUGCUGCGGCACAUGCUAUUACCGCUUCUGCUGUGAGCACCGCCACAUGCGCCUGGCCCAGGCCUCCUGCUCCAAUUACGACACCCCAGUCUGGGCCUACACACCCCAGCCCUCCGACGCCGGUGGGCCCGGGGUGGGCGGGGACGGCGGGGGGCUCGGGCCAGGCCAGCCAGGCUGGCUGGAUGGGAAGCGGGCAGGGUCUGGAGCCGGCGGGGCUGGAGGCAGGGGCGGCGAGGGGCCCGGCGGCAGUACCGCCUACGUGGUGUGCGGAGUCAUCAGCUUCGCCUUGGCCGUGGGUGUAGGUGCCAAGGUGGCCUUCAGCAAAGCAUCCCGGGCCCCCCGGGCUCACCGGGAGAUCAACGUGCCCAGGGCCCUGGUGGAUAUCCUGAGGCACCAGGCAGGGCCAACCACCCGUCCUGACCGGGCACGGAGCAGUUCUUUGACCCCAGGCCUGGGAGGACCUGACAGCAUUCCUCCCCGGCCCCCCAAAAACCUCUAUAAUCCCGUCAAAGUCUCCAACCACGAUACCCUGCAUCAUAAUUAUAUCCAUCUCAACGUCAACAGUCCCAAACACCAUGCUGCCACGCUUGACUGGCGAGCCCCGCCUCCCCCCAGCCCAGUCCUCCAUUACUCUACCCUCUCCUGCUCCCGAUCCUUCCACAACCUCUCCCACCUGCCCCCCUCCUACGAGGCCGCAGUCAAGUCCGAGCUCAGCCGAUACUCUUCCCUCAAGAGGCUUGCCGAGAAGGACCUGGAUGAGGCGUACAUGAAGAGGAGGCACCUGGCGGAGCUCCCCCGUGGGACGCUGCCCCUCCACACCAUGCGCCGGCCCGGCACCGGGGGCGGCUGCUACGGCGGGGCUGGCGAAGGCUGGGGCAGCCCUGAGGAGCAGGCGCCGAUGCCCAACCCCCGGCGGGUCAUGUCUCAGGAACAUCUGCUGUCGGACAGCGGCCGGGGCUCCCAUUGUGAGUUCACCCUGCCCCGGGCCCGCCUGGUCUCCCAGGAGCGCCUUUUGCUCUCCUCUCCCGAGGCCCUACAGAGCCAGGAGCGGCUCCUGUCCCCGCCCCGGAGCCCCGCGCCGCCCCCAGACGCACCCCGAGGGGGUCUGGCCGCCUCCCACACCAACCUGCUUCUGGGGCCUGGCCCCCCAACUCCCCUCCAUGGCCUGCCCCCUCCCCUUCACACUCACCACGCCCACCACCUGCGCCACAGCCUGUCCCCUGCGGCCUGGGGGGGCAUGGGGGCCGAGGCAGGGGGCGGUGGGGGCACGUUGGCCCGACGCCCACCCUUCCAGCAUCAGGGAGGCCUGGAGACCCUCCAGUUCAUCCCUGGCCACCACCAUCCACAACACCUGCGCACAGCGAGCAAGAAUGAGGUGACAGUCUGAGGGCUCCGCGCCCGCCCACACGAGGUUCUGGCCGAUGGGGGCCUCAGGGGCAUCGCCCCUGCCCCCUUCUGGGAUGUGAUCUCCAGAGGCUCUGGUCCUUCCGGUGACAUCACCUCCAGACGCUGCCCCCCCUUCCUAUGUCCUGAGCUCCAGAGACUCUUCCUUCCAGUGACAGCAUCUCUGGGGGCUCUGGUCCUUGGAGGGAUGACAUCCCUAGUGGAUCUCCUUCUUCUGACGGCACUGCCAAAGUCUUCACUCCUUCCUGUGACAUCAUCCCUGGAGGCCUCACCCCUUCCUGUGACAUCACCCCCAGAGGAUGCCCCUUUUCCUAGGAGGUCAUGUCCAGAGUCCGCACUCCUCAUCCUGCAGCCCCACCUCCAAAGGGUCUACCAUUUUUAUGACAUCGACUCUAGAGGCUCCCUCCAUCCUUUCCUGAGAAGUCAUUCCUAGAGACAUCACCCCUUCUCAUCACCUCAUCUCCAGAGACAGUGCUCAUUCACAUGACCUCAUCUGCCACAGGCUCCAUCCCUUCCUGGGACAUGGUUCUGACCCUUUGGUGAAUGUCCAGGGAGGGCCAGGGGUCAGCUGGAGAUGGUCCCAGACACAUUGUGGGACACCAUCUCUCCUUGAGUAUCCCUGCAUUCCAGAUGCAUUCCUGCCAAGGUUCAACCCUCUCUUUUUCCUACAGUGUCAUUUUUCCAAAGGCCCCACACCUCUUCUUGGAGACAGGCUCCUAGCCUCUGACUCUUCCUGGGAUACUGGCCUUGAAGGCUCCCCAAUUCCCCCCAUGUGGAAUCCACAAUCAUAGGCUCCAGCUCUCAAUGCAUGGAGCCUUCUGGCCUUUCUCCCUUUACUGUCAAUGAAGCUCUUCUGCCUUUCUAGCACCAGUCCAGUCCUCUCCAGGACCACUUCCUCCCUUGACCUUAGGGGAACUCCACUCCCACAAAGGAACCGGAGAAUGACAGCUGGAAUACACCCCAAUGGCCAGCCAUGUUGUCCAGCCCUUACCUCGGCGUCCUGUCCAGUGAGUGGUCUUGCAGCCUCUGCUUGAAGACCCCAAGGGAGGGUGACCUGGCCAUCUCUUGUGGCAGCCCAUUCCAUUGGGGGUAGUUCUUGUCAGCCUGUAUCUGCUUCUGCAAGUUUCCCCGCAUCACCCCUAGUUCUGGCCUCUGUGGGCAAAUAGAAGAAAUCUAGUUCAUUCUCUACAUGACAGACCUUGAAAUACUUGAAGACAGCUCUCAUAUUCCCCCCCAAAUCUCCAGGUGAAACACACCCCAUUGCUUGACUGGUCCUCCCUAGACAUGGACUCCAAGCCCUUCUCCAUCCUUGAUGUCCUCCUCUGGACACUCUCCAGCUGAUCAACGUCCUUCUUGAACUGCGCUUUCCAGAGCUCAGCCCAGUGUUCCAGGGGUACUCUGACCAGGACAGAGUGCAGGAGAACUCUCACCUCCCUGGUGCCUGGCGACCCUGCCUCCCUCUGCUGUUCCAAGUGUCCUCCUCCCAGGCUGCGUUACUUAAUAUACCAUAGCCUGAAGGACUCAUCUUCCUCCAGCCCUGGAGUUUGCCUCGACGUUCUGGGUCCCAGCAAUGUCCUAGAGGAAACAAUGACAUCUUUCUGCACCUCAGGCCCCCCAAUUUGAAUAGGCAUCUGCUGCCAAUGUUGUCACAGCUUCCCUCUGGGGCAUGACAUCACUGCCUCCUUCCAGUGGGUCUCCAAUGAUGAUGUCACUGCCUCCUCUGAACGAGGCUUUCCAUGAAUAGUGUCACCCCUGCUGUCUAGACAGUUGUCUAGAUGAUGUCGUCACCUCCUUCCAGGGCAGCCCCCAAAGAUGUCAUGGCUGCCACAUCCUCUGGGACCCCUCCCCCCAUCAUAACAGAUGUCACUGCUUCCUGGCCUGGCCCACAGUGAGGACAUCAACUCCUGGCAGGUGGAGGCAGCUUAUCGCUGCCUGGAGGAGUCACUUCCUCUUGGAGUGUCCUUUGAUGACAUAAUUCUCCCCCUCCGUGGGCUGCUGCCCACUUACUCGCCAUUCCUAGUCAGGGCUUCCUGCCCACUGCCAGUGAUGUCCCUGGGCCCCCCUUCAAAGACUUCAUCCCUGGAGGGCUUUGGGAAUGGGCCCCUUCUUCAUGGUAUCACUGCCUCUUUGUCCUCACUACUGUGACCUCUGACCCCUCUGGCUGCCUUGACCUCAGACAAUCCCAUCUCAGACUUGGGGUUGUCCUUGGGGAUGAGGGGUGGGCAGAGUGAAGCCUGGACGAGGACAGCAGGGGAUGGGGCGAGACUAUUCCGAAGGCAUCUCCCCUUUCCUCUUCCCCAGGGAGCCUUUCUGGUGUUUGGGGGGGUUCCCCCCAUUCCCAAUGCACAACUCAUCUUCCCCCCUUGUACAUAGCCAUGAUUUGGGGGUGCCUAUACCCCAACACUAAAGGGCUAAAAAAACUCUCCCCCAGCCCCCCAGGGCAAGGUGGGGGGGGCUCUCCUCCUCAGUCUGUCCCCUAUCCUUCCCAGUCAAAUGCCUGCACUUCUGCCCUCAGCUCCAGCUGCACCUUGAUGGUGAAACAAGCCCUUGACAGGGCAGGGAAAGGAGUUGAGUGAGACUCCCCAGAUGCCUCAUGGCAGGACUCCUUUUUCUAAGGGCCCCCUGGCCCCCAGUGUUCUGCUGAGGCCUCACUCCCUUCAUACAAUAGGGCCUUCCUUGCCCUUCUCCAAUUCAGGGCUCCCCACAGCCUCCAGAAGAGAUCUGGGGGAGUCUCCUACCCGCAUUCUGAUCCUUCCCCCUUGUUUACCCUUCAAGGACCCAGGUGUGGUAUUGCCCCACCUGCCUGGGCUGCUCAUUCCCCCUAGAUGUCUGAUUAUAAGCCAUAAUGGGAAAAGGACCAGGGUCAGCGUGGGGGGAUUUGGAGGGGAGAUAGAACAAACCCAGGACAUCCAGUCUCUCCUGCUCACCACAAUUGCUUCUAACCUUUUGUGUCCUGGAAUUGCCAGAGGGUGGAGGAGAAACAGCUCUGUGGGAGAGGACACUCCAAGCCUCACAUCUCCCUCUCGCUGCUCUCUGCCUGAGUGAAGCCAGAGUCAUUGUAUCUUUGGGAUUUUUUGAAUAAACAGAUGUU